This is a messenger RNA of Oncorhynchus nerka (sockeye salmon), 6528 nucleotides long. RefSeq names its product G protein-coupled receptor kinase 3. The record is from RefSeq and is a predicted model, not a curated record. The coding region runs from base 11 to 2077 and encodes 688 amino acids. Gene Ontology annotation, biological process: G protein-coupled receptor signaling pathway; regulation of signal transduction; protein phosphorylation. Gene Ontology annotation, molecular function: ATP binding; G protein-coupled receptor kinase activity; G protein-coupled receptor binding. The transcript is spliced from 21 exons. Lineage: Eukaryota; Metazoa; Chordata; Actinopteri; Salmoniformes; Salmonidae.
AAGGUUGAAGAUGGCGGACCUCGAAGCAGUUCUCGCCGAUGUCAGCUAUUUGAUGGCGAUGGAGAAGAGCAAAUCUACUCCAGCGGCCCGGGCGAGCAAGAAAAUCAUACUGCCUGAACCCAGUAUUCGCAGUGUGAUGCAGAAGUACCUAGAGGAGAGAGAUGAGCUGACGUUCGACAAAAUCUUCAACCAGAAGAUUGGUUUUCUGCUGUUCAAAGAUUUCUGUUUGACUGAAAUCGACGAGGCCGUGCCGCAGCUCAAGUUCUACGAAGAGAUUAAGGACUACGAGAAGUUGGACUCUGAAGAGGAGAGGUUGUGCCGUAGCAGACAGAUCUAUGACGGCUACAUCAUGAAGGAACUCCUCUCCUGCUCACAUGCCUUCUCUAAGAAAGCAGUGGAUCACGUUCAGACUCACCUGGCCAAGAAGCAGGUGCCUCCCUCUCUCUUCCAGCCGUACAUCGUGGAGAUCUGUGACAGCCUGCGAGGGAUGAUCUUCCAGAAGUUCAUAGAGAGUGACAAGUUCACUCGUUUCUGCCAGUGGAAGAAUGUGGAGCUGAACAUCCAUUUGUCGAUGAAUGACUUCAGUGUCCACCGCAUCAUCGGUCGGGGGGGUUUCGGGGAGGUGUACGGCUGCAGGAAGGCUGACACUGGCAAGAUGUAUGCCAUGAAGUGUUUGGAUAAGAAGAGGAUCAAGAUGAAGCAGGGGGAGACUCUGGCUCUGAACGAGAGAAUUAUGCUGUCACUUGUCAGCACAGGGGACUGUCCGUUCAUAGUGUGCAUGACGUACGCCUUCCACACACCAGACAAACUCUGCUUCAUCCUGGACCUGAUGAACGGAGGGGACCUGCACUACCACCUGUCUCAGCACGGUGUGUUCAGUGAGAAGGAGAUGCGUUUCUACGCAGCAGAGAUCAUCCUGGGACUAGAACACAUGCACAACCGCUUCGUCGUCUACAGAGACCUCAAGCCUGCUAACAUCCUAUUGGAUGAGCAUGGUCACGUGCGUAUUUCAGACCUGGGUCUGGCCUGCGACUUCUCCAAGAAGAAGCCUCACGCCAGUGUUGGUACCCAUGGGUACAUGGCCCCGGAGGUGCUUCAGAAGGGGACGGCGUACGACAGCAGCGCUGACUGGUUCUCACUGGGCUGCAUGCUCUUCAAACUCCUCCGAGGGCACAGUCCCUUCAGACAGCACAAGACCAAAGACAAACACGAGAUUGACCGCAUGACGCUCACUAUGAACGUGGAGUUGCCAGACUCGUUCUCUGUGGAGCUGAAGGGUCUGUUGGAGGGUCUGCUGCAGAGGGACGUGGCCAAGAGACUGGGCUGCUUGGGACGAGGCGCCCCAGAGGUGAAGGAGCAUCUGUUCUUCAAAGGCAUCGACUGGCAGCAAGUGUAUCUUCAGAAGUAUUCUCCCCCUCUCAUCCCUCCAAGAGGAGAGGUAAAUGCAGCAGAUGCAUUUGACAUUGGCUCCUUUGACGAAGAGGACACCAAGGGUAUCAAGUUGUUGGACAGUGACCAGGAAUUGUACAAGAACUUCCCUCUGGUCAUCUCAGAGCGCUGGCAGCAGGAGGUGGCUGAGACGGUGUACGAGGCGGUCAACUCCGACACGGACAAGAACGAGGCCCGCAAGAGGACCAAGAACAAACAGCUGGGCCACGAGGAGGACUAUGCCCUGGGCAAGGACUGUAUAAUGCACGGCUACAUGUUGAAGCUGGGGAACCCGUUCCUGACGCAGUGGCAGCGUCGAUACUUCUACCUGUUCCCCAACCGAGUGGAGUGGAGGGGAGAGGGGGAGUCACGGCAAAACCUGCUGACGAUGGAGCAGAUCGUGACGGUGGAGGAGACUCAGAUUAAAGAUAAGAAGUGCAUCCUGCUGCGCAUCAAAGGGGGGAAGCAGUUUGUCCUGCAGUGUGAGAGUGACCCAGAGUUUGUCCAGUGGAAGAAAGAGCUGACCGAUGCGUUUACUGAGGCCCAGAAGCUGCUGCGUCGCGCCCCUAAGGUCAUCGGGAAGGGUCGGGCUGGGGUGGUGGAGUUCUCCAAACCUCCUCUCACACACCGCAACAGCAACGGCCUGUAGGCCACACACACACACCUACACACACCACAUCCUAUAACCUCAUCCCCUAUGAACCCGCCCGCCACAGCCCCAAGUCCUAGACACACACGCACACCACAUCCUAUAACCUCAUCCCCUAUGAACCCACCUGCCACAGCCCCAAGUCCUAGACACACACACACACACACACACACACAAUAAAGCCCCACACUCUCACUCUGGAGUGUGUAUGGACCAAACCUGCCAGCCGCUCUCCUCUGUUCUCACACACACACACACACACACACUGAAAGGCAAAAACGUACCCUCGGACCAUGCGUGUACCUAAAGAGAACCAGAGCGCCCUCCCUCUCCGACCGCACCCUGGAGCGUUGCCACGCAUCCCUCUUCCUCUCGCCCCCAAUGGACCAGCAUUCCACACAGCCGACCUCACGCACACACACGCGCGCACACACCAGCUGAACCCGGCAGAGCAGCAAACGCCAGUCCCGAGUAGGAGAGGGAAGACUAGGUCACCUGUCCCCACCUCUUCCUCCUCUUCUCUCCACCCCCCCCUCUGUCCCUCAAUCCCCACCCAGCCUCGUCUUGAGACUGGACCCGAGCCACACGCACCUGCCGGGCCGCUCUCCACGGGAUUGGCUGGCUGUAGUGGAGGGGCGGGGACCUAAAGCAGGUGGUGAGUAUCUGGACCAAUGGCACCGCUUGGAGAGAGGGGCCGGACCAAUAACGUUCCUCUCCUGUGAGCUCAUGAAGAGGGGAAAGGAGAGACUGAGUGGAGGGGAGAGAAGUGGAAAGAUGGUGGGAGGAGGACAAGGAAGCAGAGACACCUGCCGGGAUAAACCCGAGAGAAUGGCAGUGAACUGCUCGUGUGUAAGUGUGUGUGUGUGUGUCCAGAGAUGGGGCCAUAGAGGUUGGCAGCAGGUUUCAUUCCUUCCACAGAGAACGACGAAGGAGAGAAAGAUGACGGCUUUGACUUUUUGAAGAGACUUUGACCCUCUUCUCCUCCUCCAUCCCUCCGUCUCCUCCUCCAUCCCUCCGUCUCCUCCUCCAUCCCUCCGUCUCCUCCUCCAUCCCUCCGUCAGUGAAAUGCAUAAAGUGCCAAUGUCAAUAUUUACUUGAGCAUCCAGGAGGACCCGUUUUGAAAGCAGGCCCCCCCCCCCCCGGAUACAGAACUCUCUGUGGCACGGAACUCUUGUCGCCGUGGACAAACCUCUCCGAUGCGGCUCGUGUGCACGGAUCUUGGUAACCGUUUUGACUUUGAGGGGGGGGCUUUCAUUCACCUGGCAGUAUGCGUACCUCAGAGUGGGGACAGUAUGCGUACCUCAGAGUGGGGACAGUAUGCGUACCUCAGAGCAGGGACAGUAUGCGUACUCGGAGCGGGGACAGUAUGCGUACUCAGAGCGGAAACAGUAUGCGUACUCAGAGCGGGGACAGUAUGCGUACUCAGAGCGGGGACAGUAUGCGUACCUCAGAGCGGAGAACAGUAUGUGUACCUCAGAGCGGGGACAGUAUGCGUACCUCAGAGCGGGGACAGUAUGCGUACCUCAGAGCGGGGACAGUAUGCGUACUCAGAGCGGGGACAGUAUGCGUACUCAGAGCGGGGACAGUAUGCGUACCUCAGAGCGGAGACAGUAUGCGUACCUCAGAGCGGAGACAGUAUGCGUACCUCAGAGCGGGGACAGUAUGCGUACCUCAGAGCGGGGACAGUAUGCGUACCUCAGAGCGGAGACAGUAUGCGUACUCAGAGCGGGGACAGUAUGCGUACCUCAGAGCGGAGACAGUAUGCGUACCUCAGAGCGGGGACAGUAUGCGUACCUCAGAGCGGGGACAGUAUGCGUACCUCAGAGCGGGGACAGUAUGCGUACCUCAGAGCGGGGACAGUAUGCGUACCUCAGAGCGGGGACAGUAUGCGUACCUCAGAGCGGGGACAGUAUGCGUACUCAGAGCGGGGACAGUAUGCGUACCUCAGAGCGGGGACAGUAUGUGAGUUUUGAACCCCAGCAGGGCCGGAGACUUUGCUGUGUGAGAAGUUGUAAUUGUGUCAGGGCCGUAAUGUGUCAGGGCGGCCCUAAUGUGUCAGGGCGGCCCUAAUGUGUCAGGGCGGCCCUAAUGUGUCAGGGCGGCCCUAAUGUGUCAGGGCGGCCCUAAUGUGUCAGGGCGGCCCUAAUGUGUCAGGGCGGCCCUAAUGUGUCAGGGCGGCCCUAAUGUGUCAGGGCGGCCCUAAUGUGUCAGGGCGGCCCUAAUGUGUCAGGGCGGCCCUAAUGUGUCAGGGCGGCCCUAAUGUGUCAGGGCGGCCCUAAUGUGUCAGGGCGGCCCUAAUGUGUCAGGGCGGCCCUAAUGUGUCAGGGCGGCCCUAAUGUGUCAGGGGGGCCCUAAUGUGUCAGGGCGGCCCUAAUGUGUCAGGGCCCUAAUGUGUCAGGGCCCUAAUGUGUCAGGGCCCUAAUGUGUACGCCGCAGCUUUCCAGAUGUAGAUCGGCUUGGCUGUAUAAGUAGGUCAGUGUAGAGAGAGAGAGAGAGGUGGUAGGUGACGCAGGGUGUUUUAACGUUUGGAGCAGACGGCGACCGGAACCCGAAUCUGUUAGUCCCCUUCAGUCUGGUUUGAACCUAUAGAUUUAUUUCUGAAUGUGACCCAGAAUGGUAGGCCCACAAUCCUCUCUGGCUUUAUAUGUGAGGAGAACCCGCUUGUGCUGCCGUGACACGGCCGUUUAACCGAGGGACAUGAAAGUGCAGCUGGUUGUUGAAAAGAGAGGAGAAAGGAUUUGUUCACUCAAUUUUAAUUUCAGGGUUUUUCGGAGGGUGGUGCCCCCCCCCCCCCCCUCCAUGCAGUAGAAGGUUCCUCGCCUGUGAUAUAUAUCCGUGCGUUUCCACAGCUGUGACCUGCAUGUGUGGCUGGGGGGGGGUAGAGGAGGGUUUAUGUGUUGGGGGGGGGGGGGGUUGAUAUUCUAAGAGGCCUACACAGGUCAGUCAGGGGAAGUGAUGUCGUUUUAGAGAGAUACCUCAUCAGGGCGUUUUCUUGUUAAACCAAAACGAAUGGGGUUCUGUCUGACCUUUUUAACCUAAUGUGUUACUCUAUGUUCAAUGUGCCAAAUACCUGUCGCUGAUUGAUUCUGAUUGGCUGACUCUUCUGGACCAAUGAGAAUCCUCCUAUCUGAACAGGCCCCUGCGGGGACGGACCCCUCACAGCGCCAGCCUCUGGCCACACACACACACUCUCCCUCAACCGUUUGAAUCUGAGGGGUCUUUUUUAAAGGGUACAAAACUGUGACCGAACUGGGGAUGUGUGUGUGUGUGUGUGAGCAUGGAGUGAAUCUGCCUUUCAGCACCUCCACUUGUCACACACACACAGGGCUUGGUUGUAAUGGGUCUAUUCAGUGUGUGUGCGUUGUGUGUACAAGCAUGAGUGUGUGUGUGUGUGCGUUGUGUGUACAAGCAUGAGUGCGUGUGUGUGUACAAGCAUGAGUGCGUGUGUGUGUGUGUGUGUGUACAAGCAUGAGUGUGUGUGUGUGUGUGUGUUGUGUGUACAAGCAUGAGUGUGUGUGUGUGUGUGUGCGUUGUGUGUACAAGCAUCAGUGUGUGUGUGUACAAGCAUGAGUGUGUGUGUGUGUGUGUGUGUGUGUUGUGUGUACAAGCAUGAGUGUGUGUGUGUGUGUGCGUUGUGUGUACAAGCAUGAGUGUGUGUGUGUGUGUGCGUUGUGUGUACAAGCAUGAGUGUGUGUGUGUGUGUGCGUUGUGUGUACAAGCAUGAGUGUGUGUGCGCUGCAUUUCAAUCGCUUGUCAGUGUUUUAUUUAGUGUAGAUGUUCUUGUCAAACAUCUACACACACAAGCUUGACAACAAAACAAGACAAUGAAAAGGGGCGGCAUAUAGGAAGAAGAGAAAAACUAACAAAUUGAAGUAUAUAUAUAUAUGAAUGAAUAUAUGUGUGUAUAUUAAAUGACAAAUGCUCUAGGUUUAUUUAAGAAGAUUUCACGAUGUAGAGACGCUCUCCGGAUGAGGAUGCUCUGUUUGAGCGUUGGGGUUUUGAAGUGUGUAAAUCUGUUUGUGGUGAACACUUUGGAUCUUUGCACAUAAAGACUUUAGCUAUCAUACCUGCAAAUUGCCAGAUUAUUAUUUUUUGAAUACCCGGACUCUUGCUCUUUUCAUAUUUAUUGCGUGUUUUUUUGGGGGUAACGGCCUCUGUCUACGAGCUCGCGCCUGGGCUCUCGCUGUAGAAUACUCCGGUUUUACACACCGCCAGACAAAUGAUUUGACACGUGCCACAAACAAAACGCAAAUACUACUGGCGUUGGGUUACUAUUACCAUUACAGUCAUGAUGAUUACUGUCAUUGGUAAUAUUAUUAAAUGAUUAUUGUCAUUCCAUUUUGUUUGAAUGAAUUUUGUCAUGUUGUUUUUAAGACCGCUAGGAGCAUUAUGUGUUGGACUGCUUAUAUAAAACAGUUCAGAAAUAAAUACAUCAUUUUCUUUUGUCCGUG